AUGAAGGUCACUAUCAAAGAGUGGAAUGCCGUCGCCACCUGGCGCUGGGAUAUGCCCGACGAUGAGGUCUGUGGCAUCUGUCGCGUUCAGUUUGACGGGACGUGUCCGACCUGCAAAUUCCCGGGGGAUGAUUGCUCUUUACUGCUGGGAAAAUGCGGCCAUUCCUUCCAUAUGCACUGUCUGAUGACCUGGAUCCAACAAGAAUCCUCCAAGGGACUAUGCCCGAUGUGCCGACAGAAAUUCGAAUGGAAGCAGAACGAGGAGUGA
Molecule: messenger RNA, 267 nt
Organism: Aspergillus campestris IBT 28561
Lineage: Eukaryota; Fungi; Ascomycota; Eurotiomycetes; Eurotiales; Aspergillaceae
Product: anaphase promoting complex subunit 11
Exons: 4
Coding region: 1-267 (88 amino acids)
Biological process (GO): positive regulation of mitotic metaphase/anaphase transition; anaphase-promoting complex-dependent catabolic process; protein ubiquitination
Cellular component (GO): anaphase-promoting complex; nucleus
Molecular function (GO): zinc ion binding; cullin family protein binding; ubiquitin protein ligase activity
Source: RefSeq, a predicted model, not a curated record